AUGGAUAAUGAUACAAAUGAGACCCAGGAGCAAAUCAAAAUCUCCGUCUUUACACCAAUAAUAUAUGUGGGGGUUAUGUUGACGGCCUUCAUAUUCUUUACAAUUGUUUACAGAAGAAGGAAGAUUUCCCACCUUACCCAGGUAGAACCUAUUUUCAAAGAGAAUCAUCCAGCAGCAUUGUACAACUUCUUGAAGGAACAGUACAAGAGUCCGGAUGUAGGCAAAGACUCAAAACCUCAUGAAAAAGUGAUGAAAGCUGCAUUAUUAAGAAGAGCAGUGGAAUCAGUUCGAAGAUCGUUAAAAUUGAAAGAAAAUGAACCUGUUUUUACUAAACUAUAUCUGGAAGGGCUAAUAGGUGAUGACAUUUUCAAACAAUUUGAGAUUGAAGCUAAGCUUCAGGAAUAUGAACUUAAAGAUAUUGCACAGGAAUGUGAAACAUAUAAGAAAGGUUGGGCACCUCAAUUCUUUCCCGUUGCACAAGAAAUAUGUUUCAAUGAAGCAUUAAGAAGAAGAUUAAAUGCUGUAGAUGACAGAGAAAAGUGUUUUGCUGAACUCUGGGAAUAUUACGUCGAUAAAUCAGAAAACGAUUCCAAAACUUCUACCGAAAACCUGACCCAGAAUGCUAAUUCAAAAUCCAAAGAAUAUUCACCAGAAGGAUUAUCCCACGAAGAAGAAGGCGCAAAAUUAAAUGGAGGUAAAAAAAAGACAAGCAAAAACAAGAAGAAAUGA
Messenger RNA from Priceomyces carsonii, 729 nucleotides. Its product is annotated as Sec63 complex subunit. The transcript has a single exon. Gene Ontology annotation, cellular component: Sec62/Sec63 complex. NCBI's taxonomy places the organism in Eukaryota, Fungi, Ascomycota, Pichiomycetes, Serinales, Debaryomycetaceae. Gene Ontology annotation, biological process: post-translational protein targeting to membrane, translocation. The record is from RefSeq and is a predicted model, not a curated record. Bases 1 to 729 code for a protein of 242 amino acids.